GGCUGGGCAGGGAGGGGUGGCUUGUGGCAGUGAUUUGGGUGACAACGGUCAGUGAUGGAAGUAGCUGCGGCGAGGCGGCCGGUUCAGCAGUGCCGGGCGGGGGCGGCGCCCGGCUCGCGCCUGUAAGACCUCGGGGCGGCGCGGCGAGAUGGGGACCCGGCGCGGGGAGUGAAGUGGCGGCGGCAGUAGCGGCGAGCGGAACUUCAGCCAGAGGGGCUCUCGCGCUUCCCCCUCUGGCUCGUCGGCCUCCACCUGCAGGUCCACGGUCCCCGCGUCCCGCGGGACCAGGACGGCGACGGCGGGGGCAUGUGGCGCUGGGUCCGGCAGCAGCUGGGUUUUGACCCACCACAUCAAAGUGACACAAGAACUAUUUACAUAGCCAACAGGUUUCCUCAGAAUGGCCUUUAUACACCUCAGAAAUUUAUAGAUAACCGGAUCAUUUCAUCCAAGUAUACUGUGUGGAAUUUUGUUCCAAAGAACUUAUUUGAACAGUUCAGAAGAGUUGCAAACUUUUAUUUUCUUAUUAUAUUUUUGGUUCAGCUUAUGAUUGAUACACCUACCAGUCCAAUUACCAGUGGGCUUCCAUUAUUCUUUGUAAUAACAGUAACUGCCAUAAAACAGGGAUAUGAAGAUUGGUUACGACAUAACUCAGAUAAUGAAGUAAAUGGAGCUCCUGUUUAUGUUGUUCGAAGUGGUGGCCUUGUAAAGACUAGAUCAAAAAACAUUCGGGUGGGUGAUAUUGUUCGAAUAGCCAAAGAUGAAAUUUUCCCUGCAGAUUUGGUGCUUCUGUCCUCAGAUCGACUUGAUGGUUCUUGUCACAUUACAACUGCUAGUUUGGAUGGAGAAACUAACCUGAAGACACACGUGGCAGUGCCAGAGACAGCAGUAUUACAGACGGUCGCCAGUUUGGACACUCUUGUAGCUGUGGUAGAGUGUCAGCAACCAGAAGCCGACUUGUACAGAUUCAUGGGACGAAUGAUAAUAACUCAACAAAUGGAAGAAAUUGUAAGACCUCUGGGACCAGAGAGUCUCUUGCUUCGUGGAGCCAGAUUAAAAAACACAAAAGAGAUUUUUGGUGUUGCUGUAUACACUGGAAUGGAAACAAAGAUGGCAUUAAAUUAUAAGAGCAAGUCACAGAAACGAUCCGCAGUAGAAAAGUCAAUGAAUACAUUUUUGAUAAUUUAUCUAAUAAUCCUUAUUUCUGAAGCCAUCAUCAGUACUAUCUUGAAAUAUACAUGGCAAGCUGAAGAAAAAUGGGAUGAACCUUGGUAUAACCAAAAAACAGAACAUCAAAGAAAUAGUAGUAAGAUUCUGAGAUUUAUUUCAGACUUCCUUGCCUUUUUGGUACUCUACAAUUUCAUCAUUCCAAUUUCAUUAUACGUGACAGUAGAAAUGCAGAAAUUUCUUGGAUCAUUUUUUAUUGGUUGGGAUCUUGAUCUCUAUCAUGAAGAAUCGGAUCAGAAAGCUCAAGUCAAUACUUCAGAUCUGAAUGAAGAGCUUGGGCAGGUGGAGUAUGUGUUUACAGAUAAAACUGGCACACUGACAGAAAAUGAGAUGCAGUUUCGGGAAUGUUCAAUUAACGGCAUAAAAUACCAAGAAAUUAAUGGCAGACUUGUAUCCGAAGGACCAACACCAGACUCUGCAGAAGGCAGCUUAAGUUAUCUUAGUAGUUUUUCCCAUCUGAACAACUUGCCCCAUAUUACAUCCAGUUCUUCCUUUAGAGCCAGUCCUGAAAGUGAAACUGAACUGAUUAAAGAACAUGAUCUCUUCUUUAAAGCAGUCAGUCUCUGUCACACUGUACAAAUUAGUAAUGUUCAAACUGAUGGCAUCGGUGAUGGUCCCUGGCAGUCCAACCUUGCACCCUCCCAGCUGGAAUACUAUGCAUCUUCACCAGAUGAAAAGGCUCUAGUGGAAGCUGCUGCAAGAAUGGGCAUUGUAUUUAUUGGCAAUUCUGAAGAAACUAUGGAAGUUAAAACACUUGGAAAACUGGAACGGUACAAACUGCUUCAUAUUCUGGAAUUUGAUUCAGAUCGUAGGAGAAUGAGUGUAAUUGUACAGGCACCUUCAGGUGAGAAGUUUUUAUUUGCUAAAGGAGCUGAAUCAUCAAUUCUCCCUAACUGUAUAGGUGGAGAAAUAGAAAAAACCAGAAUUCAUGUAGAUGAAUUUGCUUUGAAAGGGCUAAGAACUCUGUGCAUGGCCUAUAGACAGUUGACAUCUAAAGAGUAUGAGGUAAUGGACAGGCGCCUGUUUGAAGCCAGGACUGCCUUGCAGCAACGGGAAGAGAAGUUGGCUAAUGUCUUCCAGUUCAUAGAGAAAGACCUGAUAUUACUUGGAGCUACAGCAGUAGAAGACAGACUACAAGAUAAAGUUCGAGAAACUAUUGAAGCAUUGAGAAUGGCUGGUAUCAAAGUUUGGGUACUUACUGGAGAUAAACAUGAAACAGCUGUUAGUGUGAGUUUAUCGUGUGGACAUUUCCACAGAACCAUGAAUAUCCUUGAACUUAUAAACCAGAAAUCAGACAGCGAAUGUGCUGAACAGUUGAGACAGCUUGCCAGAAGAAUUACAGAGGAUCAUGUGAUUCAGCAUGGGCUGGUGGUGGAUGGGACCAGUCUAUCUCUUGCACUCAGGGAGCAUGAAAAACUAUUUAUGGAUGUUUGCAGAAAUUGUUCAGCUGUAUUGUGUUGUCGUAUGGCACCACUGCAGAAAGCCAAGGUGAUAAGACUGAUAAAAAUCUCACCUGAGAAACCUAUAACAUUGGCUGUUGGUGAUGGUGCUAAUGAUGUAAGCAUGAUACAAGAAGCUCAUGUUGGCAUAGGAAUCAUGGGUAAAGAAGGAAGACAAGCUGCAAGAAACAGUGACUAUGCAAUAGCUAGAUUUAAAUUUCUCUCCAAGUUGCUUUUUGUUCAUGGUCAUUUUUAUUAUAUUAGAAUAGCUACCCUUGUACAGUAUUUUUUUUAUAAGAAUGUAUGCUUUAUCACACCCCAAUUUUUAUAUCAGUUCUACUGUUUGUUUUCUCAACAAACAUUGUAUGACAGCGUGUACCUGACUUUAUACAACAUUUGUUUUACUUCCCUACCUAUUCUGAUAUAUAGUCUACUGGAACAGCAUAUAGACCCUCAUGUAUUACAGAACAAGCCCACCCUCUAUCGAGACAUUAGUAAAAACCGUCAACUAAGCAUUAAAACUUUUCUUUAUUGGACCAUCCUGGGUUUCAGUCAUGCCUUUAUUUUCUUUUUUGGAUCCUAUUUUCUAAUGGGGAAUGAUAUAUCUCUGCUUGGAAAUGGCCAGAUGUUUGGAAACUGGACAUUUGGCACCUUGGUUUUCACGGUCAUGGUUAUUACAGUUACAGUAAAGAUGGCUUUGGAGACUCAUUUUUGGACCUGGAUCAACCAUUUUGUUACCUGGGGAUCUAUUAUAUUCUAUUUUGUAUUUUCUUUGUUUUACGGAGGGAUUCUCUGGCCAUUUUCGGGCUCCCAGAAUAUGUACUUUGUGUUUUUUCAGCUCCUAUCAAGUGGUUCUGUUUGGUUUGCCAUAAUCCUCAUGGUUGUAACAUGCCUGUUUCUUGAUAUUGUGAAGAAAGUAUUUGACAGACAGCUCCAUCCUACAAAUACUGAAAAGGCUCAGAUGUACUCCAACACAGUUGCUUUAAGUGACGAGUUCAUCGCACUGCAGCCAUUGUCGAGGGCAAGGAAUCAGCUGAGCAAACUUAGCUUACUGAAACAAAUUCAAGUAUCAAGUGCUUGGACUCCAUGUGCUGUUUCUCAGAAGGAGAGACAGCGUGCGCAUCUGUUGGAAGAAUGCUGGAACGAGUAAUAGGAAGAUGUAGUCCGACCCAUGUCAGCAGAUCAUGGAGUGCAUCGGAUCCUUUCUAUACCAACGACAGGAGCAUCUUGACUCUCUCCACAAUGGACUCAUCUACUUGUUAAAAGAGCAGUCAGUGCUUUGUGGGAGCCCUUUCAACUCCUUGCCUAAAAUGCAGUGUGUUCAUCCUGGUAAUGGCCACACUAGCUCUGCAGCAUUACUUUCUGAAAUCUCUGCGGUAGUUCGUACCAGCUCAGAGUUAUAACGGCAAACAAACAAAAAGCAUUAGCAUGAACCACUCUCAGCCCCUUUAAAUUAAAUCUGACCACGUUUAAAAUUUGUGAAUAAAGGGACAUUUUCUGACUUUCUCUGGGAUUCCCUUUGCUUACGGGACUCCUAAUGGCAUUUCAGCCUCUUGCUAAGGCCAUCAUAUUUUAAUAUCAAGGUAGAAAAGAGAAAUAAUUUCUAGUUAAUUGUAUUUUUGAGUAUUAGCUUAGUUAUUGAGUCUUCUAUUUAAAUCUGCUUCUGUAAAUUAUGCUGAAAAGUUUGCCUUGAAAACUCUAUUUUUUUAUUAGAGUUAUAUUUGAAGCUUUUCAUGGGAAAAGUAAAUGUGAAUAGUAAGGAGUUUUGUUUCCUAAGUGACCCAUGUUGUUAAUUCGUCAGUGCUUUCUAAGUUCAUAGAGAAAAUUAGGAGAAUGUGUUUGUGUUCUUUACUGCACUAUGGGUAGUAAACAUACACCAAUACCAAACUUAAUGUACUGGAACACAACCAGUAAAAUUAACUGUACACAUCAAAGGGUGUAUCUUUUUUCAUUCAUACAUCAGAAAUCCAGUCCACCAAAUUUCAAAUUGAUGUUUACUAAUAUUUCUAUGACAGAAUAUAAAGUGGGUAAAUUAGGUACUAGUAGCAUAUUAUUAUUUAAUGUGUUUAUCUUCGGAUCUUUUGCAUGCUGGUUAAUAUAUUUAAAUUUGCCUCUAUCUGAAGGCUCUGUUUAUAGUAUUUUUAUGACAUUGUUGUGAAGUUCAACUGUAUCAAUAAAAAAACAAGUUUGGACAGUAUUUAAAUAUUGCAAAUACUUUUAAUUUUGCAAAUCAAAACAUUAGGGUAAUUAAUUAAAAAAGAAGAGCCUCUUUCUGUGGCUUUAGAGUUGCUUUUGCCUUUCAGUUGGCUAGAUUCUAGAAUAGAGGAUCUCAGGCAUGAAUCCUGUCAUUCUUAGGUCGGUGUGCAUUGUCUAAGUUACAGCAGACCACCACAGUAAAGUGAGAUCUGCCCAGUGUUUCACUGGAAGGUGUAAUUUCAGAUAUGUAUAGAGAAUGUAAAUGAAACAAAGUCUAAAAUGCUAAAUUGUAUGGGGUAAUGGCAGUGCUAAAUUAAAAUGCUAAGAAUGAUUAAUUAGAAUAUAUUCAGUAUUAACUCACUACACUUGAAUACUUAAUUUUCAUCCUGAAUUUAUCAUGUAGAUCCAUUGUUUGGCAUUUGCUUUGAUUAAAAGUAAUAUGUUUUAAGAACUACUACCCAGCCCUGUACAUACACAUUUUAAACUGUAGGGAAAUAGUUAAAUAAGGUUUUGCCAGAGUUUUCCAUACAAUUGAGAAUAUAAUUCCUUUUUGUAGAUUUUUGUGCAACCCUCCAUCCCGUUCUCAUUUCAUAAAUAUAAGACUUCACCUUUUUUCACUGGUAAACUCUUUUCUUGCUAGUAUAACCUUUGUCUUUUUUUAUAAUGCAAGGAUAUUGGGUUAUGAAUUUCAGCCUGAUACUAAUUUUCAUAAAUAGCCCAUCUUUAACUUAGAUAUUCCAGAAUUGCUUUAGAAAGAUCCUGUCAUUCUGGAAAUAUGUUAAAAGGAUAUAAUAAAAUGUAUAAUGUGUGGUACACUCACCAAUUCAUGUUCCAGAAGAGGAAAUAUUGCAAAAAAUAUUCAAUGGAGUAGUUUAGUGGAGGAUAUUAUGGAAUUUGCUUUUCUUAGAAUAUCUUACGAAGUGUUCACAUGAUAAAAUGACAUUCAGUAAGCCUGCAUCGCGCCUACCUUACAGUGUGUACUUGCCAUCAGCUAAACUGACUGCUGACACCAGGGAAGGACUGCACAGCCGCCCCGCACUCUGCGACCACCUGCAGCAAGGCAGGGUCAGCUAACGUGCAUGGUGCUCAGGGUGUGGUGGAUGUAAUUUCUGCACUCCUGUUUGAAAUUGUUUAAGAACUUAUUUUAAAAAGGUAAAUGCUUCCACAGACAAUGCUCAUCCUGCUCUGUUCAAAACCUACUCCAUUUAGAGGAAAAUUAUCUUGCAAUUGUAAGAAAAGGGUUUUCUUUUCCUUAAGAAAGGACCAGUGUUGUCUGUAAGCUUCCAAUUGUUUUCUAGUGCUAAUACUCAUACUGUAAAACAAAAUUUUCCCUUUGCAUAUUUAAAGUCUUUGGAAAUACAAUGUUGAUCAUUAACUUACUCUCGUCUGCCAAAACCAGAGUAAGAUGCUACCUGUGUUAUUACUAAUUAAUUAAAGGUCUCGAAUCUGUUUUCCUCAUUUGCUUGCCAUUGCCUCGUCUAAGGCUGUAGCCCUGAAGACAGCAGCAAGCACCAGGUCAGUUUCCAGAAUUGCCCGUCAGCUGCACUCUGUGACUCAGCACCCUGCCUCGCUCGGCAUGAGGCUCAGCCUGGAGGGUAGCAGAGUGUGGGCCAGGAGAACUACAGUAUCCAGGUUUGCUGUGGGGGAGAAUUUAGUUUGAAUUUCUUUUAAAUACCCUUCUCCUUGGAUCUUCAUUUCCAUGCUGUUCAAAGGCUUCCCAGGCCUGACCCAAAUUCUGGCCCUGUCCUUGUUAGAGGAUGGAACAGGCACAUCACCCUGUUUGGAAAUAGCUCUCCUCAGACCAGGGUCUUUUCUGCAUAAGAUUGUGAAAUCGGGCUGUUGGGUGUGUGUCACAAACUUGAGACCCCUAUCUGAUAGACAGGAGUCAAGGCCAGUAAAAAGUUUUUAAGACCAAAAGUUUUUGAAAUACACUAGUCUGAAAGUUAUUGGGGUCUGUCUGGAAGGAAAGGGAAAAUUUUUUAUGUUUGUAUCUUUCAUGUAAAGAUCAAUUUGGGGUACGAUGUAAACAGGUAUCAAUGAAACUAACACACCAAAGAGAUAUGUAAAGCAUGUUGUAUUAAUUUUUAAUCCCCUUUUAGAGAUGUUUUUAUUCCUGUCCUGAAUUGAGUUACCUAUUUUCAUAAAAAUGGAACAUUAUUAAUGUGCUGUUUAUGUGAGAAAACUUGAAUGAUACUCCUACAAAAAGUGCAUCAUAAUUAAUGAUAUGUUUGUAAUAAUGGCAAUUGUUAGAUUUUUAUGAGGAAUCAGUAGUUGUAAAUACUAUAGCAACACUUAGCUUCAAAUUUUGGACCUCAGACACUGUGGCGGUCUAAUAUAAUCCUAUAAAAAUUUUAUGCAUUUUUAGUAAAUGUAGUAUACUUAUUGUACAGUUCUCAGUAAUUUUUUAAAGUUUAUGAAAUUAUAUUUAUCAAAUAAAAAUUUUCCUAUGUAA
Molecule: messenger RNA, 7311 nt
Organism: Phyllostomus hastatus (greater spear-nosed bat)
Lineage: Eukaryota; Metazoa; Chordata; Mammalia; Chiroptera; Phyllostomidae
Gene: ATP11B
Product: ATPase phospholipid transporting 11B (putative)
Exons: 31
Coding region: 307-3813 (1168 amino acids)
Biological process (GO): phospholipid translocation
Cellular component (GO): recycling endosome; plasma membrane; trans-Golgi network
Molecular function (GO): ATP binding; ATP hydrolysis activity; ATPase-coupled intramembrane lipid carrier activity
Source: RefSeq, a predicted model, not a curated record